AUGCACUUCUCCGCUGCUCUUCUCGCCGUCACAGCCGCCCUGGGAGGCGUCGCUGCCCACCCCUCCGGCCACGCCCAUGCCUAUCUGCACGCCAAGAAGGACGCCGUUGAGGCCCACCCGAUCGAGUUCAAGAAGGCCAGCCGUCCUCACACCACGUCCGAGCCCGUCCCGGUCGCCGCCGAACCCUCCCCGGCCAGGGCCUCCGCCGCAUCCACUCCUUCCGCCGCGUCCUCCUCCUCCUCCUCGUCGUCUCCCACCUCCAGCAGCGGCGGCCAGGGUUUCGUUCCCUUCUGCGGCGGGGACUCCACCAGCGCCGCCCGGGGCAGCAGCAGCAGCAGCAGCAGCAACAAGCGCGCCACCUACGACCAGAUCAUGUACAGCGGCAACACGGGCACGCCGGGCGACUGGGGCUGCAACAUGAAGAUCAUCGACAAGGUCGACACCCACGCCUACAAGUACGUGUCCAAGUUCGUCUCGACGGGGGGCAAGUUCGCGUGCUCGUGCUUCAACAAGGUCGGCCCCAAGGGCCUGCUCGACGGGUUCUGGUUCUCGGCCGUGGAUUUCUCCGUUUCAGACCCCGGCAGGGAUGAUGUCUAUAUGGCGUUCGAUACCAACUCGCAGGGGAGCUGCGCCUGCGCCCCCGGCAAUGUGGUGGACCGGACCGACCUGGGCCAGUUGGCUGGUACUUGGUUCGAGUGGGAUUGGGGUUCCGAGCCCAAUGGUGGCAACUCGGGCGCUGAUGUCAGUGUGCUGGUCGCUGGCGCUAUGGACAUGCCUUACUACGGCAUGAGCAUCGCGGCUAAUGGCAAGGUGUGUUCGUGGGUGAAGAGUGAUGGGUCCAACGAGGAUGCUUACAUGCCUGGCAUGGAGGACCUGGACGGUAUUGGCUGCAAGGGUUACUAUGAGGCUGAGCUUGAGGUUCUCCUCGGCGACAACUUUUAG
Molecule: messenger RNA, 942 nt
Organism: Sodiomyces alkalinus F11
Lineage: Eukaryota; Fungi; Ascomycota; Sordariomycetes; Glomerellales; Plectosphaerellaceae
Exons: 1
Coding region: 1-942 (313 amino acids)
Cellular component (GO): extracellular region
Molecular function (GO): IgE binding
Source: RefSeq, a predicted model, not a curated record